Ficedula albicollis (Collared flycatcher) is the source of this 3633-nucleotide messenger RNA. Its product is annotated as protocadherin gamma-B4-like. The transcript is spliced from 4 exons. Gene Ontology annotation, cellular component: plasma membrane. Lineage: Eukaryota; Metazoa; Chordata; Aves; Passeriformes; Muscicapidae. The record is from RefSeq and is a predicted model, not a curated record. Gene Ontology annotation, molecular function: calcium ion binding. The coding region runs from base 189 to 2996 and encodes 935 amino acids. Gene Ontology annotation, biological process: homophilic cell-cell adhesion.
GCCGGGAUGAGGCGCAGACGGUCUCACAGAGACUCUGGGAGUGAGUCACCGCCGAGCCCGCCGAGCGAUGCCCGGCUCCCCGCCGCCGCCGCCGCUUCCCGGGGCCGCUGGGCAGCGGCAUGACGGGGCGAGCUGAGAGUUUCUAGCCGGGGCGGGGGGCGAAGCGGAGAGCGCGGCCGUCCUGUGCGAUGAACGGCGUUGCUGUAAGGAGCCGCGGGGUGACGACGGGGCAGGUACUGAGCCUCUUGCUUUUGUUCGGCGUUUUCGACUGGGUUUCCGCCGCGAUUCGCUAUGCGAUCCCCGAGGAGGCGCGGAGAGGCUCCGCGGUGGGGAAUGUGGUAGCCGACCUGGCGCUGGACCUCGGGCGGCUGCCGGGGCGCCGAUUGCGGGUGGUGUCCGGCGGCAACAAGAAGUACUUCGGGGUGGAUCUGAAGAGCGGGGCGCUGCUGGUGAACGAGAGGAUAGACCGGGAGGAGCUUUGCGGCGCGCUCUCUCCCUGCUCCCUCAGCUUUGAGAUCGUGGUGGAAAACCCGCUCGAGCUGUACAGCGGCACCGUAGAGAUCCAGGACAUCAAUGACAACGACCCGGCUUUUCCCAGCAGCCAGGCGAGGCUGGAAAUCAGUGAGUCGGUGGCUGCCGGAGCGCGCUUCCCGCUAGAGAGCGCGCAAGAUCCCGAUGUGGGAGUUAACUCUUUGCAGACCUACCAGCUCAGCGCCAACCCGAACUUUGCGCUCGACGUGCAGACGAGGGUGGAUGGCAGCAAAUAUGCGGAGCUAGUUCUAGAGAAGGAACUAGACAGGGAGGAGCAAAGGGAGCUGAAUUUGGUCCUGACCGCGCUGGAUGGAGGCAGCCCGCCACGGUCGGCUCACGUACAGAUCCACAUUGACGUUGUAGAUGCCAACGAUAAUGCCCCGGUCUUCAACCAGUCCACCUACAAGGCGAGUGUGAGGGAAAACACGCCCAGCGGUACCCUGGUCGCCAGGAUCAGUGCCUACGAUCUGGAUGAUGGGCCCAACGGAGACAUCGUCUACUCCUUCAGCAGCCACACCCCCGCCAAGGUACGAGAACUCUUUGCUCUGGACUCAGCCACAGGGGAGUUGAGAGUCAAAGGACAGCUGGACUACGAGGAAGCAAAGUUGUACGAGAUUUACUUACAGGCUAAAGACAGGGGAGCCGUUCCUGGUGUGGCUCAUUGCAAAGUGCUGGUGGAAGUCGUGGAUGUGAAUGACAAUGCUCCAGAGGUGACAGUGACUUCUGUGUACAGCCCUGUGCCUGAAGAUGCAGCCCCAGGGACGGUCGUAGCUCUGCUGAGUGUAACAGACUUGGACUCUCAUGACAACGGCCUGGUGAACUGCUUUAUUUCCCCUGGGAUCCCUUUCAUGCUCAGCUCCUCCCUCAAAAAUUACUACACAUUGAAAACAGAAGGAGCUCUGGACCGGGAAAAGGCAGCAGAGUACAACAUCACUAUCACAGCCAAGGACUCGGGCUCACCACCCUUGUCCGCAGUAAAACACAUCCUGGUGCAGGUGUCAGAUGUCAAUGACAACGCCCCCAAGGCGUCCCAGGACUCCUAUGAUGUCUAUGUUCCGGAGAACAACGUGCCCGGCAUCCCCAUCCUUAACGUGAGCGCCACGGAUCCGGACCUCGGGCGCAAUGCCCACCUCUCCUACACCCUUUUGCAGGGUGACACCACUUUUGGCCACCUCUUCUCCAUCAACCGGGAGAAUGGCACCCUCUACCUGCUCACCUCCCUGGACCAUGAGGACCAGGUGGAGUUCAGCAUGAUGGUGCAGGUCCAGGACGGCGGCUUCCCGCCUCUGGCCACUAACGUGUCAGUCACUGUCUUUGUCACUGACCUCAAUGACAAUGCCCCAACGGUGCUGUACCCUCACCCCAACACCACCGCCAGCUACACCGAUGUGGUGGCACCAGGCACUCCUGCCGGGCACAUGGUCACCAAGGUGGUGGCGGUGGAUGCGGAUGCAGGGUACAAUGCCUGGAUCUCCUACACCCUGUUGCAGGCCACUGACCCCAGCCUCUUCAAGGUGGGGCUGCACAACGGGGAGAUCUUCACGGCCCGCCAGCUCCGCGAGGAUGAUGCUCCCGAGCACACCUUAAUCAUCCUGCUGAAAGACCAUGGGGAGCCUGUGCUGUCCACCAGUGCCACCAUCUCCAUCUCCGUGGCUGAGAUGGUCAAAGAGGUGCUCACUGACCUCACUGAUGUGGCCCCUGCCAGUGAUCCCAGGAAGCAUGUGACUUUCUAUCUCAUCCUGGCUGUGAUUUUGGUGUCAGCAGCCUUCUUCAUCACCAUGUUGUCCGUGGGCAUCUUCAAGUGCUACAAGUGGAGGAAGUCAAAAGAGCUGUACAACAGCUCCAGGAGUACCACCUACAGGACACCAGGGCCCUUCCACCACAUCGAUGCUGUGCGGGGCGGCUUCACGCCACCCAGCUUCUACCACCAGGUCUAUCUCACCACAGACUCUCGCCAGAGUGACCUCCUGUGUAAAAAGCCCUUCACUUCCAGCCCCUUGGGAAGCCGCCAGGGCACCAUCAGGAAUGGUGAGCCAGGGCUGUACCAUCAGAUUGUGGGCACUGCCAGCCGGCUCCCCACACCUGCUGAGCAAGCUCAGCCUAACACAGAUUGGCGCUUCUCUCAGACCCAGAGACCUGGAACAAGUGGCUCCCAGAAUGGAGAGGAAGCUGGAGCCUGGCCCAACAACCAGUUUGACACGGAGAUGCUCCAAGCCAUGAUCCUGGCUUCAGCCAAUGAGGCUGCCGAUGGUAACUCGACCCUGGGUGGUGGCAAUGGCACAAUGGGGCUGAGCGCCCGCUACGGCCCCCAGUUCACCCUGCAGCACGUCCCCGACUACCGGCAGAACGUCUACAUCCCGGGCAGCAACGCCACCCUCACCAACGCCGCCGGCAAGCGCGACGCCAAGAACGCCGCCCCCGCCGGAGGCAACAAGAAAAAAUCCGGCAAGAAGGAGAAGAAGUAGUGAAGAAGAAAAAGGAGACCUUAGAGCUACAGGGCAGCCGGCUCCAGCACUCCCCCCAAAACCACAGCCCAGGCCGGAGGACGAAUGUGAAUUUUUUUUUGUGGUGCAAAAGCAGGAAAUGCUGCGAAUGUAUCUCGGCAUCAUCAGAGCUGAGAGCAGGGGCUCGCUGCUCUCAGGUCUCGUGAUGGAAACCAAUCCGGAAUCUAAAGCGAACGCAAACAAGUGCCCUGUGAAUAAUGUUUUAUACAAUCCCUCGGGUAUUAGCAUAUGCAAGGGCGGAAGGUCUUUUGCCAUGUCUUUGGAUCCGAUUUGCUCCCAGCUAGUCCGAGGAAAGGCACAAGGCUUGUGCUCGGCUUUGCCCAGUGUAAAUAAUUUUAAUGUGGAUCUUUUAAUUUAUAGCCCUUCAGCUAUUUUUUGGAAAGGAAAAGGAAGUUCUUAGCUUAGAGCCCACGCUCCAGUUCUUUGCUCUUAAAUUUUCCAUUCGUAAAAUUCACCCCCAGCCAAUGAUAGCGAUGGAUUUUGGAAUUUGGAAGUUGGUAGGGAGUGCUUCAGUUCCUGCUUACCUGUCAUCUGGGAAAAAAAAAAAAUUGUUUAUAUUGCAUGAGUCAAAGGGAAUAUGGCAAAGCUGCAUCCUAAA